This is a messenger RNA of Juglans regia (Persian walnut), 4471 nucleotides long. RefSeq names its product DIS3-like exonuclease 2. The record is from RefSeq and is a predicted model, not a curated record. Gene Ontology annotation, molecular function: 3'-5'-RNA exonuclease activity; RNA binding. The coding region runs from base 478 to 3879 and encodes 1133 amino acids. NCBI's taxonomy places the organism in Eukaryota, Viridiplantae, Streptophyta, Magnoliopsida, Fagales, Juglandaceae. The transcript has 7 exons. Gene Ontology annotation, cellular component: P-body; exosome (RNase complex).
AAGAAAAGAGAGAGAGAGAGAGAUAGAGAGAGAGAGAGGUGGGUUUGAGGGUCAGAGUCCAGACAAAAGGCAUCGAGAGUCGGCGCCUAUGUCCCCGCCGACCAAUCAUCACGUCCUUUUGCUUUUCCUCCACCUCCACCACCACCACCAUUACCACUUCUUCUAAAUCUUCCACAUUAUAUAAAUCCCUCAUCCUCUCUUUUCCACUGUUUCGUUUCUCCUCCCUUUCUUCUUCUUCUUCUUCUUCUUCCUCCUCCUCUCUUCUUUAAACUAUUUUUCUCCUUAAUCGGGUUCUUCCGGUAUAUUUUUUUACCGAUCGGAAGAAGCCCGAAUUUUAUCUCUGAAUUUUCUGAUCCAACUAGGGUUUCUAUUUUUUUUUAUCUGUUUGUUUUUUAAUUUGUUGGAUUUUUUUUGGGGGUGGGGUGGGGUUCAUUUUUUGUGUGGUUUUAAAAGGCUUAUUUUUUUUUUCGUUAAAAUAUGAGGGGCGUCGUUCAGCAAUCUGUGGUUGAACCGUCUACUGUGAAUUGCGAUGGUGACAAGGAGAAGAAGAAGAAGCGCCGAUCUAAUCGGCGAUCCAAGCAAACCCCUCCCACUUCUGCUUAUUCUAGUUCAGCGAAUGGCAUACAUGGUGAAGCAUCAGAGUGCACUGGUGGAGACGGUAAAACAUGUCCUCAUGUAACUGCAACCUCAAAUAGUUCUUCGUCAAAGCAAUAUGGGUUGGACAUACAUCAUCCGAAUGAGGAUGGAUUAACUGGAGCAUCUAAUGUUGCGUUCUAUUCUAUGCCAUCAAUGCAUAUCAGUGAACAGCCAGACUCCAUGGAGGUGCAAAGCAUACCAAAUCAAUAUGUAUUUGAUUAUGGUAGGAAAGUCUUUUCGCAAUCUUCUCUUGAACGAAUUGCUUCUGGAGGGUCACCUGGGACAUUUACAAACAAGGAUUUGUUUCCUUCCCCUCAUGUUGAGGGUUAUCAAAAAAAAUAUUUUGAUCCAUACUGGUCCAUGGAGGCUGUUGAUGAGGCAUUAAAGAAAGGUGAUGCUUUUAAAGCUGUGUUUCGUGUCAAUGCUUACAAUAGACUCGAGGCUUAUUGCAAAAUUGAUGGGGUUCCAACAGAUGCUCUAGUUAGUGGAAUUGCUGCUCAGAAUAGAGCUGUGGAAGGAGAUAUUGUUGUGAUCAAGAUUGAUCCUUUGUCAUUAUGGACCAGGAUGAAGGGGUCAACUGGGAUAUCUAACAAUUAUCCACCAGUGGAAGAUUGUAACGUACUCUUGGAAGAUAGGGAGAUUUCUAGUGACAGCUGCAAAGGUAAAGGUAAGGUAGAUGCCGAAUGUAAGCAUGCCCAUCACAGAAGUUGUCCCUUUCCUGAGAAGGGGUUUUGUUAUGGGGACAGCAAUUUCACUGAAGAAACUGUUCACGUAGACCCAAUUGGGCCGGCUAGUUGUAAUCUUGUCAGUCCAUAUCUUGCUGCUGCGUUUGAUUCGUCACAUGCAGAUUUUUCUAGUGGGCAGAAUGAACUAAACACUGCACUGGGAAGGAUGUGUGCUUUAAUUAGUUCAUUCCCUUCAAAACGACCAACUGGCAGAAUUGUUGCCAUAAUUGAGAUGUCUCCUCGUCGAGAUGCUGUUGUGGGUUUUCUUAAUGUUAAGCAGUGGCUUUCUUAUCGUGAAUUAUGCGGAAAGGAUGCAAAGAACAACAAAACUUCAUUGCCAUUAUCGAACCGUGAGUACAUUCACCUGACACCAACUGACCCUAAAUUUCCAAAAAUGAUGGUCCUCGUGAAUGGCAUGCCAGACUGCAUUAGAAAAAGAUUAGAGAAGGGUGAUUUGACAGUUGAAAUGGAGCUGGUAGCUGCAAAAAUUGCUGAGUGGGAUGAAGAAAGUCCUGUUCCUCAAGCCCACAUCUUGCAUAGUUUUGGACGUGGAAGUGAAUUAAAGCCACAGAUCAAUGCAAUUUUUUUUGAAAAUGCAAUUCCUUCAUCUGAAUUUUCUCCUGAAUUACUAUCGAGCCUUCCACGUUUUCCAUGGGAGGUGCCACAAGAGGAAUUUGAAAGUAGAAUAGAUCUUAGAAAUUUGUGCAUCUUUACCAUUGACCCAUCCACUGCCACUGAUCUGGAUGAUGCCCUCUCUAUUGAAAAAUUGUCCAAUGGCAAUUUCAGAGUAGGAAUCCAUAUUGCUGAUGUAUCAUAUUUUGUUUUACCCGAUACAACCUUAGAUAUAGAGGCUCAGAUCCGAUCAACCAGUGUCUACAUGUUGCAAGGUAAAAUACCAAUGUUGCCCCCAUCUCUUUCAGAGAACCUAGGUUCACUUAACCCUGGAGUAGAUAGGCUGGCAUUUUCUAUGUUCUUGGACAUCAACCAUGGUGGGGAUGUUGUAGACCGCUGGAUUGGCCGUACUGUGAUAAAAUCUUGUUGCAAACUUUCAUAUGAACAUGCUCAGGACAUUAUUGCUGGAAUAAUUAGUGGGGAGAUCUAUAAUGCCCUUGGAAAUGGACAUCCCCAGUUGCAUGGCCAUUUUGAGUGGCCUGAUGUAAUUAGAUGUGUUGAAAGUCUUCAUGAGAUUUCCAAAAUUUUGAAGGAGAAGAGGUUUAACAACGGGGCUUUACAACUUGAGAGCUCCAAAUUUGUUUUUCUAUUUGAUGAAAAUGGUAUUCCAUACGAUACUAUGCUGUGCAAACAGAAGGAGUCAAAUGAAUUGAUCGAGGAGUUUAUGCUUUUGGCAAAUAGGACAGCUGCUGAAAUCAUAUCAAGAGCUUUUCCAAGUUGUGCAUUACUGCGGAGGCAUCCUGAACCUAAUAUGCGGAAGCUUAGAGAGUUUGAAGCAUUUUGUUGCAAACAUGGUUUGGAGUUGGACACUUCUUCUUCUGGCCAGUUUCAUCAGUCAUUGGAGCGAAUCAAGGAAAAGCUUAAGGAUGAUGCUGUGUUGUUUGAUAUACUUAUAUCAUAUGCUUCAAGGCCAAUGCAGUUGGCUACUUACUUUUGUAGUGGAGAUUCAAAAGAUACUGAAGGCGAUUGGGGUCAUUAUGCACUGGCUGUUCCUCUCUACACUCAUUUUACUUCUCCACUGCGUCGGUAUCCUGAUAUUGUUGUACACCGGAUGCUGGCUGCAGCCAUUGAGGCCGAGGAGUUGUAUUUGAAGCAGCAAAGAAUGUUGCAAAAACAUAUUAGGGGAGAGAGUGUGGCAAGAAGAUGCUUCACUGGUAUUCAUUUUGAUAGAGAUGCUGCUGAAUCCCUUGAAGGUAGGGAAGCUUUGUUUGCUGCAGCACUAAAGCAUAGAGUUCCUUGCGCUGAAUUACUUACAAAUGUAGCUGCUAAUUGCAAUGAGAGAGAGUUGGCGAGCAGGCAUGUCAAGGAUGCCUGUAACAAACUCUACAUGUGGGCCCUGCUACGGAAGAAACAGAUGUUAUUCUCAGAAGCAAGGGUAUUGGGUCUUGGGCCAAGAUUCAUGUCCAUUUAUAUCCAAAAGCUUGCUAUUGAGCGGCGGAUAUAUUAUGAUGAAGUUGAAGGCUUGACAGUAGAAUGGCUCGAGGCUACUUCCACAUUGGUGCUUAAUUUAUGUCCUCCUAACAAACGCUCAUCUAGGAGAGGUACCCCUGGUAAAUGGAAGGCACUUGAAGAUGUUGCAUUUGUUGUAAGUCCAUAUGAUCUGGAAGGUGAACUGGGGGUGUUUGGAGGGAGUUCCUAUGAACAAGUAGGAGACACUCUUGUUGCUGCCAAGGAUCUGGAGGCCAUUAGCGAAUUUGACACUUCAAAGUCUGAAGUUGUUCCUGGAUUUUUCCCUUCCACAUUGCAUCUGCUUUCGACAAUUCCUGUUUUACUUCAUCCAGUUGGUGGUGAUGAUGGUCCCAUUGAUAUUGGGGUGAGGCUCUAUAUGACUUCUUAUUUAAGGUAAUUUGGGUGAUUGGAAGUGUCAGGCCAAGUGUUGGGAAGGAUACUUUGAGAAGAUGGAGAUAACAGAGCUUUGAUUGGAAUUGACAAGCACUGUAGAUACAAAAGUAGUGUAUAGUUCCAAUAGUAUUAGAAGAGAAAAUUAUGGUCUAAAUCUGCUGAUACUCUGAAUGUGUGAUGGUAAAACAUCUGGUGGCGGGUGUAGAUACUGGGGGAAGUUUUGUCGUGACUUUGGCUUUUAGUGGCUUUUUUAAAGCAGAAGCUGCCUGCUGGAGUAGGCCCUUGUUUUUGUUGGCCGGUUCCAUCCAAUAUUUUACUUGGUUAACAUCUGCCGUCGUCUGCAGAUUUGACCUUUCAAAAAAAGCCGAAUUCAUGCUGUAUUUUUCCUUUUUGCUCAUUUUCGACUGCGGCCCAAUAGAUUUUUGAUUUUGGGCGGCUAGAUCUAGCAGUAGUUCGAAUCCGGUAUGAUGCUGCAUUUAUAUUGGUAUGUUUGUACUGUGAAAACUGGGUGGGUGGCUGGCUGGCUGUAAAUCCCAGUUUGAAUAACACGUUUUCUUGGGGGGUGAAAAUGGUGACAUGGAAGUGUAAUUCUCUUU